This is a messenger RNA of Castor canadensis (American beaver), 897 nucleotides long. NCBI's taxonomy places the organism in Eukaryota, Metazoa, Chordata, Mammalia, Rodentia, Castoridae. The record is from RefSeq and is a predicted model, not a curated record.
AUGAUAACAGAGGAAUACGCCGGUUUCGCCCAGGGAGGGCCAGUCAAGUGCCGCCAGUGUCAUCUAAACAGCGACGAUACAAGUGACAGCUUUGAGAACCCAGUGCUGCAGCAGCACUUUCGGAACCUGGAGGCCCUAGCUUUGGAUUUGAUGGAGCCCGAGCAAGCAGUAGAUCUGACAUUGCCCAAAGUUGAAGCAAUGAAUAGAAGACUGGGCUCCCUAGUAGAUGAGUUUAAAGAACUUGUCUAUCCACCAGAUUACAAUCCUAUGGGAAAAGUUACCAAGCGAAAACAAGGUGAUGAAGGUUCUGGCAGUAAAAGGCCGAAGGUGGAGUUAUCUGAAGAGGAGCUGAAGGCUCACAUUGUCAGGGGCACACUGGGCAAGCUCACUGUUGCCACACUGAAGGAGGCCUGCAGGGCCUAUGGGCUGAAGUGUGGGCUGAAGAAACAGGAGCUGCUGGAUGCUCUCACCAAGCACUUCCAGCAGGACUGACUGGAUGCCACACAUCUAGCACCUUCCACACCACAACUAGGCUGCCUGCUUUUGUUUUCACCAAGUUAAAUGUUUCCCCCAGCUAAAAAGAACUGCCUGAUAGAAGCCAAGGGACUUUACUUUUGUUUUUUUUCAGUACUGGGGUUUGAACACAGGACCUAUACCUUGAGCCACUCCACCAGCCCUUUUUUUGUGAUUGGUUUUUUUGAGAUAGGGUCUCUCGAACUAUUUGCCUGGGCUGGCUUCCAACCGAGAUCUUCCUGAUCUCUGCCUCCUGACUGGGUAGGAUUACACCUGCGCCCAGCUGGACUUUCACAUUUUUGAGAUCUGUUGGCAUAGAGAUUGUGCUGCCCUCUUACCUUGCUCUGCCUUAUUCUACUAUGUGAAUAAAGAGCCCUAACUUUG